Molecule: messenger RNA, 831 nt
Organism: Nicotiana attenuata
Lineage: Eukaryota; Viridiplantae; Streptophyta; Magnoliopsida; Solanales; Solanaceae
Exons: 3
Coding region: 1-831 (276 amino acids)
Source: RefSeq, a predicted model, not a curated record
AUGGAAAUUUAUGACGGGAUCUCGACUUUAACUCCUCCUAUGGCGACUGCAACUCAGGCUCGAAAAUUCUCCAAAUCUGGUACAUCACAAUCACCCUCUGUAGAUUCAUCCUUCAGAUACACAAGAAGAGAAAUGUAUGAUCCUAGCUUGCAUGAACUCUGGGACAGAUGUAAUGCCAUUGUUCUAGCUUGGAUAAUGAACACAAUAUCUCCUAGUCUAAUUAGUACUGUGAUUUAUGCAUCUGAUGCUCAUAAGGUGUGGGAAUACCUUAAUGAGAGGUUUGAUAAAGUAAAUGCCUCUAGAGCCUGUUAUCUACACAAGGAAAUUGCUGCACCAACUCAGGGCAUAGCAUCUGUGUUUGUGUACUUUUCGAAGCUUAGGGAACUAUGGGAUGAGUAUGAGACAGUAGCUCCUCCUCCUUCAUGUCUGAAGGAUUCCUAUGAGAAUGCAAAGGAUCAAAUUCUUAUGACAAGGCCUUUACCAAACAGAAACCAAGCAUAUGCUAUGAUAGUGAAUGUAGAAAGUCAAAGGAGAAAUGGUAGUUGUGGAAUUAAUGCUAGCAUUGGUGUUGAUGGUAAUGAUGUUAUUGCACUACUAAGCAACAGAGGAAACAACAAUGGUAACAACUCUGGUGGUGAUAACAUUAAUUACAAAGCUAGGACCAAUUACAGCUAUGGAUGGUCUGCACUUCAGUGUGACUACUACAAGCUUAAAGGUCACACAAGGUACAACUGCUACAAGCUGCAUGGAUAUCCAGCUGAUUUCAAAUAUAGGAAGAAGGGAGGCACUCCAAAUAAUUAUGCUAACAAUGUGUGUGGUGUAGGAAAUUAG